AUGUCGACGGACAAGGGAUCAUCCUCCGCCAUCGGCGCGAUCACCUCGACCGCUGGAGCGCUCAUCAAGCCUGGAGAGUCCGAGCUCCACAGGUGGAAGCGCACCUUUGACAAAAACGCUGGCGUCGACAUUGACGGUGAAAAGUUCCUGAAUGUCGACCAGUUUAUCAACGCAAUUGCACCCACCGACGAGGGCUUCAACCGCAUUAAGCGCCAGCAGUACAGCGUCCUUUUCCAGGUCGCCGACAUCAAGAAGCGCGGGCUCGUGUCCUUCAACGACUUUGUGCUCUUUGAGACGCUGCUGAAACGUCCCGAUGCCGACUACCAGCUCGCAUUCUCGGUUUUCGACGUGGACGCGUCGGGAACCAUCGACUACGAGGAGUUCAAGCAUGUGAUGGGCAACAACAUCAAGGACAGCGGUAUCCCGUUCAACUUUGAGUGCGACUGGAGCAAGCUCUACCUUGGCAAGCGCGGAAAGACACACACGCUCGACUACUCGCAGUUCACCCAGCUCAUCAAGGGCUUCCAGGGCGAGCGUCUCCGCCAGGCCUUCCACUUCUUCGACAAGGACGGUGACGGGUAUAUCAGCCCCGAUGAGUUCCAGCACAUCAUCACCGAGGUCGCUGGGCAUAAGCUGUCCGAGUCUGUCCUUACACGACUGCCCACGCUGUGCACGAUGAACCCCGGCCGGAAGAUCAGCUACUCGGAGGUGAUUGCGUUCAGCAACAUCAUCCGCGACAUGGACGUGGUGGAGCGCCUCCUCCUCCGCGCGGUGCGCAAGUCCAAGGACGGCCGCAUCAGCGUAUCCGAUUUCCUCGAUCAAUGCGCUGCCAACCUCCGCUACGGCGGCUUCACUCCCAUGGAGGCCAACAUCAUCUGGCACUUUGCGUCGCGUGGCAGUGGUUUGCUGGCUGGCAGUCAGCGUCUGACCAUGGCCGACUUUGAGCAGCUCCUCGACGCAAAGUGGAACCCACCAACAGACGUUGUCACCGAACUCAAGGGCUCGCGCGGCUUCGUUCACGAGGUUGGCGAGAACGCGUGGAACUUUGUGAUGGGCGGUAUUGCUGGCGGUAUCGGCGCCUUCACUGUCUACCCCAUUGACCUCGUCAAGACUCGUCUGCAGAACCAGCGCUCGAACGUUGUUGGCGAGGUCAUGUACCGCAACGCUUUCGACUGUGUCAAGAAGGUGUACCACAACGAGGGCGGCAUCCGCGCGUUCUAUCGUGGUGUGCUCCCUCAGCUCGUUGGCGUGGCACCCGAGAAGGCCAUCAAGAUUACCGUCAACGAGCUCGUGAGGAAAAAGCUCACGGACCCUGAGACUGGUCGCAUCCCUCUGUGGGCCGAGCUCGUUGCCGGUGGUGCCGCUGGUGGUUGUCAGGUUGCUGUCACCAACCCUCUUGAGAUUGUCAAGAUUCGUCUCCAGAUGGCUGGCGAGAUGGCGCGGAUGGAGGGCGCAGCGGCGCCACGUGGAGCCCUCCACGUUGUCAAGCAGCUCGGUAUCGUUGGUCUGUACAAGGGUGCCUCAGCUUGUCUGUGGCGUGACAUUCCCUUUUCCAUGAUCUACUUCACUGCGUACGCCCACAUGAAGAAGGAUUGGUUCGGAGAGGGCAAGCGCGGCAAGGUGCUCUCGUUCGGCGAGCUCCUCAUUGCGGCGGGUAUCUCGGGCAUGCCCGCGGCGUACUUGACCACACCCGCCGAUGUCGUCAAGACGCGCCUGCAGUCCCAAUCGCGUGCUGGACAGACGGUGUACAAGGGUUUCAUCGACGGCUUUUUCACCAUUGCUCGCGAGGAAGGGCCACGCGCUCUCUUCAAGGGUGGUAUUGCGCGUGUUAUCCGCUCGUCGCCUCAGUUCGGUGUCACUCUUGCGGUCUACGAGGUUCUGUCCAAGAGGUUCCCCUACCCUGGAGGCGAGAAGGCGGUCGAGGCUGUGCGGCCCACGCACGAGUCUCACACGGACAUUUCGCGUAUCCGCGCGCGCAACGGCCUGCGUAUUCUUCUCGACUGCUCGAGCCGCUUCGGCAUCCACAACGCAGACGUUGCGGCCAAGGCGUUCGGGGCGUACCCGAGGUCGUUCAGCGGCUAA
This is a messenger RNA of Cutaneotrichosporon cavernicola, 2082 nucleotides long. RefSeq lists its product as uncharacterized. Gene Ontology annotation, biological process: malate-aspartate shuttle; L-glutamate transmembrane transport; aspartate transmembrane transport. The record is from RefSeq and is a predicted model, not a curated record. The transcript has 9 exons. Gene Ontology annotation, molecular function: calcium ion binding; L-aspartate transmembrane transporter activity; L-glutamate transmembrane transporter activity. Bases 1 to 2082 code for a protein of 693 amino acids. Lineage: Eukaryota; Fungi; Basidiomycota; Tremellomycetes; Trichosporonales; Trichosporonaceae.